Lachancea nothofagi CBS 11611 is the source of this 801-nucleotide messenger RNA. The record is from the annotation of a GenBank genome assembly. NCBI's taxonomy places the organism in Eukaryota, Fungi, Ascomycota, Saccharomycetes, Saccharomycetales, Saccharomycetaceae.
AUGAGUUUACCCAAAUUGAAGCUGCCAGAUGGGAAACCACCAGCUGCCUUGAGCACAGGUCUCAUGAUCUUCAUGUUUUUGCUUUAUGUUAUCAAUUCUGUUGUCAAUAUCAAUGAUCACAUCGGCUUAGAGCCCGAGGCAUUGUUCCGCCUCGACUUGAACCGCAUAUCGCUCUACCCGCUAGGCCAUCUGUCGUUCGUGCACCUCUUGAUGAACGCGGUCUCGUUGUAUGGGCCUUUGACGGUUUUCGAGAGAAGCCACGGGACCGUCCAUACCGGCGUCAUCCUCAACCUUCUGGCUGUUUUCACCGCCAUCCCGUACUGUCUAUUGGGAUACGUUUUUUUCCGGGACACGAUGGUUAUUGGAAGCAGUGGUUGGUGUUUCUCGCUUUUUGCAUAUUUCAGUUUCAAGGAAUCGACUAUCCGUCCUCAACAACACCUUUUCGGAAAUUAUUCGAUUCCAACACGGUACGUUCCCGUUUUGAUUCUGGUCUUGGUUACGAUUUUCUUUCCCGGGUCGAGUUUCUGGGGUCAUGUUAUCGGGCUAUGUCUCGGCUACGUCUUGGCGUCUAAGGAAGUUUAUGCGGGCAAAUUGGCUCCACCUAGCUCAUGGAUUCAAAAACUCGAGUCCAAACUAGACCGUGCCAUAGCUCUUAUUCCUUUGGGAGUCACAUACUACAAAGAAGCAGACGCUAACCGAGAAGAAUCGUACAGCCCGCUACUUGGCGAAGAAAGUGUCUUACCUUUGCACUCUGGGCCAGCUGCCAAUUUCCAAGGCGAAGGACGUCCUUUGGGCGUCUAA